This is a messenger RNA of Danio aesculapii, 3808 nucleotides long. RefSeq lists its product as uncharacterized. The transcript is spliced from 2 exons. The record is from RefSeq and is a predicted model, not a curated record. NCBI's taxonomy places the organism in Eukaryota, Metazoa, Chordata, Actinopteri, Cypriniformes, Danionidae. Bases 126 to 1499 code for a protein of 457 amino acids.
UAGUUCACGUUUGCAAUGUUAUGUGACUGAUGAUCAUGCUGCUGUCCACUUUGACUGUGAUCAGUCGUUAUUAAAUCACGAAUAACCCGUUUUACCGUGUAAAGUAUUUACACCUUCCACAUAAAAUGCCACGUUCGUACUUGAAAACGGACGAGGCGAGAGAUGCCGCAGAGAUGAAAUACUUGCUUGCAUCCAAAAUUAGGCGCCGAAAAGAAGAAAUCCACAACUAUAUAUUAGAAAGGCGAGCAGAAAUUCACAAACGAAUCCGAUAUCGAAGGCAUCUUUUCCAGAAUUACUUGAGCACGAGAACGUCCCCAUCACCGACUGAAGAAGAUUUGCCAAAUCAUGUCCCAAUCCCUUCAGACCCAGACUGGUGGGAGAGAGUGGUGAUGACCGAGUUUGGACCGGAAGACUGGCUUGACAAGUUCCACGUCACAAGAGAAAUCUUCCUCCUCCUGAGCACGAAACUCAAGCCCCAGCUGGAGCAAGUGUACAUACAGCAAACAGAACAAACUAUAACACUGGAGAAAUGCAUAGCCAUGGCCUUAAUGCGUUUGUCCACCAGCACAGAGUACUGCUUUUUAAGCGAACUCUUUGGGGUGCCAAUCCCUGCUGUGUGUCAAUGUGUGCGGGAGGUGUGUGAAGCCAUCAUUUUGUUAUUAAAACCCAUCUACAUGCAGCUACCAGCUGAACAUGAACUAGAGGACAACGUGGAGCAGUUUCAUAGCCUAUGGGGUUUUCCUCAUUGCAUCGGUGUCAUCGAUUCCCUUCACAUCCCUGUUAACCUGCCUGCCACGGAAAGCCAGGACUGCUGGAACUCAAGCGGGUGGCACUCUGUGGUUCUUCAAGGAGUGGUGAACGCUCAUGGUAAUUUCUGGGACGUGUGUUCUGGUUUUACAGGCAGCACAGAUGAUAUGACCAUCUUGCAGAGCUCAGAACUGUGGACUAUGGCAGAGCAGGGAGGUUUUUGCUGUCAGCCGCCCAAAGAACUCAUGGGACGCCCGUUGGGGUUUCUGUUGUUGGGAGAUGUGGGUUUUUCUCUUCAGAAUUGGUUGCUAAAAUGUUAUCCUUCAGCACCCAAUCCAACCCCACAACAGCAAACCUUCAACAUCAAACUAAAUCAAGGCCUUAAAGUCAUCAAGCAGGCAUUCCAGCGCCUCAAAGCACGCUGGCAGUGUCUGCACAACAGAAAUGACAGCAACGUCGAUUUGGUGUCCAAGAUGGCUGUAGCUUGCUGUAUCUUGCACAACAUCUGUAGUGUUCACAACAGCCCAUUUAAAGAUGAGUGGGUCGAAGCACUUAGUCAGAAUGAAUGUCCACAGCCCACAGAUGUGUCUACAGUCUAUAUAGAUGAUCCUAAUGCUGAGGCCGUACGUUCUGUAGUCUGUAGUUAUUUUGAGGAACAGCAGCAGAGCCAAACAUUUGAUCAGUCUCCAACAAGCAGCGCAGUUCUGCCUGUGCCAGAGCCUCCUCAUGUGGACAGUGCUGGAACAACAUAGCUGGUGUAUAGACGUAUCAUUUUAUUAGACUCAUUAUAGCUGCAUUUUAAUACCUUUAAAUGGCAUUAGGCAUGCUAUACAUUUAUAUUUAAACAUGUAUUUAAAUCACCAUCUCAUAUUAUGAAUUAUUUUCUUUUCUCCAAUUCAUUAGGAUAAUCAGAAAAUAGCAGCGCUAGCUACUGACUGUCAGUAUCACCUUUUCUUGAAGUUGAAAUUUUACAAUCUUACCUUGUUUUUACCAAAAGUAAUUGUUCUCCCUCACAUGUUUGAGCUAACAGAGCUGUUGCCAUGACAACAACCCUAGGAUGAGCUUCAAAACACCAAACAAUCCUAGAUCUUGUCAAAUUGUCUGCAAUAAAAUGAGGCUAAGAUCAGACCUCAGAUCUCUGGUUUCUAAACAAAGAAAAUAACACAUUUUGUUGUGGUCCAUCAUCAAACUUAUACAAAUAAUAGCUUCUAUGACAUGAAUUUAACUGUGAAAUAUACUUAUGACUAGUGUUGGGAGUAAUGCACAUAGGUGGACAGAGAACUGAAAAAUCAUGCUUAAGUUAAAGUACCGUUUCUUGCCCAAACAUGAAGCGCAAGUAGAGUAAAAGUAUUUGUUGCAAAUAUUACUCAAGGUAUAAGUAAAAAGUCGACCUUUCAAAAGUUCUCAAGAGUAGUGGGUAUUGAAUAUUAAACUGUAUAAAGCUGAUACAUUUACAUCUAAUUUGUGGAUGUGUGUAAACGUAACAUUCUGUAGAGCAUUUAAUUAUUGCUCAGCAGGCACACAACAUCAUAAGACGUUAAUAUUAGGUUAGAUUUAGGUUGUGAUGUCAGGUGACCAAAAUUUAAUGUCAAGCCAGCGUCUGAGGACAACGUUAUUUUGAUGUCCAAUAACGACGUUAAAUGACGUUGGUAUUUUGUUGAUUUUAGGUUGUGUUGGAAAGUGACCAAAAUCCAACGUCGAGCCAACAUCUUAAACCAACGUCAUAUUGAUGUCAAAUACUGACAUUUACUCGUCAGGUAUGGCAACCAAAAUCAUCUGAUAGACGUCAUAGUGGUAACGUCCACACAACAUCAAGAUGUAACAUCAUUAGACAUUGAUAAUUGGUUUAUUUUAGGUUUGACAUUAAUGUUGGCCUGACGUGGAGUUCUGACAUCAACUCGAUUUUCAUUGCUUAACAAAAUGCAAUGUCUCCAUGAUGUUGGGGUACUAUGUCAAUCUGACGUCAUGUCGACAUCUUUUGCCUGCUGGGUGUUUAAGGCAAUUUCGGUCUUCAUACAGUAAACAUCUGUCAUCUUGUCAUCAGUGACGUGCAUCUAAACAGUCUCUGGGUCAAUGUGCGUAAAGAUUUUGAAUUUCUUCUUGGACACUUUUAAUGCUUUCAAACAGUUUUCUGCAAUUAUAAAUCACCCAUGUCUUGAGGUAGUUCAUUAUGACGCGAUUUACCUCUACUUCUAUGUGUGAUUUGAUUGGACAGGAAUUACAGGAGUGAUUUUUCUAACCCCCAUAGACAAGAAAAAAUAAAGUAGUGACUGCAGGUUGAAAAAAAAAUAGGGGAAUAAAUGUACCAAUACAGCACUAAAAAUGUACUCAAGGGAAAGUAAAAGUUCACAUCUUUAAAACUACUUAGUAAAUUACAAUUUCUGAGAAAAGCUACUCAAUUACAGUAAUUUGAGUAUUUGUAAUUAGUUACUUUACACCACUGGUAAUGCAUUACAAGUAACGUGAGUUUCGUAAUAAUAUCACUUUUCUAAGUUACGAGUAAAGCAUUAUUUAAAAAAAAAAGUAAUACGAGUUAAUUUUAUAGUUUAGUUAAUUCGCUUUUUAAAAAUAGAUUGCUGAAUUAAAAUGAACAUAAUCACAUUGAAUCACACACAAUAAGAGAAUGCAGGAAGAGACAGAAAUGAAGAUGGCAGAGCUUUACAUUUCUGUGAUGGAAAAUUCUCAUUAUUUUGAAUACUGCCGGGUCAGAAAAAGUAACGCAAAAGUAACAUAACGCAUUACUUUCAAAAGUAACUUUUCCCAACACUGCUUAUGACAUAUACUAAGGACAAACUUAUUUUUGAAUUCUAUUAUUAUGUCUAAAGGAUGAAAAUCUGCUAAAACAAGAUCAUGAUGCUUAUGUUGAACUAUAAUGAGCAACAUUGUGACUAUGAUAUGAGAAAAGAAAUGUAAGUUUGUUUCAUAAGCAUACUGAGGCCCUACUCUUCAGGGGUUCUGGUCUGUUUGUUGGGUGCACACUUACAGAAAUGAACUGCACUAAGAGCAAUCUCAAAGUAUAUUUUAAUAAAACCAAAUCUUCCAAGUGUGAAAACACUCUAAA